Molecule: messenger RNA, 1365 nt
Organism: Asparagus officinalis (garden asparagus)
Lineage: Eukaryota; Viridiplantae; Streptophyta; Magnoliopsida; Asparagales; Asparagaceae
Exons: 6
Coding region: 662-1108 (148 amino acids)
Biological process (GO): protein targeting
Cellular component (GO): membrane
Source: RefSeq, a predicted model, not a curated record
CAUCGAACCAUCUCUGAUCUUUUUUCGCCAUCAAAACCCUAACUGCUUUUGUUUGUGUGUUCAAAAUUGAAACUUCCUGCAUUUAAUUGAUUAUUGUUAUCACUCAGAUCAAAUUUUCUGCAUUUAUUUUCAUUCAUAUUUAUUGUUAUUGCGCCUUUUCCUUUGUUUGAAUGAGGAGGCAUGUUUUAAUGGUGUUAAACACAAUAUACGCAAAUAUCUGAAUGUUACUAUAUAGUUUCUUUUAAAUGAAUUUUCUUGGGUUGUAAUUGGAGUUUGUUAAUUAAAAAGGGUAUUUUGCAACUGUUAGGAUUCCUAAUUAGUAUGAUUUAUCUAUGUUAACAAGAUUGUGCGAAAAUGAAUUCUUAAUAAAAUACUUGAUAUCUUGAUUGUUGCUUGCUAAGGUUAUCUUGGUAGUUACUAAUGAUUUUUAUUUUCCCCUUGACACUUCCUGAUAUUUAGUGAAGAGCUCAUCAAUAUGAUGAUUAUAAUUAAAUAUUUCGCAUUCAAAUACUUGCUGAAACUGUGCUACUUGAUCAUAAUUAAAAGUUCUAAUGCACGAAAAUGUGUGUGUGGGAAUAAAUAAGAGGUUAGUGAUUUUAUUUUAUUUUUUAUUUUUUAUUAUUAUUUUAUUUUAUUAUUAUGGAUUCAUAGGUUUUGAGAGAUGAUUGCUGCUACUAAUCUGGCCUAUCGUUCAGGUUCAAUUUUAUGUAGCAGGCCGCUUGUUUCUAUUCAUCAGUCGAGUAAACUUCAAUUGCGGCUUCUUAAGGUUCCAAUAAAAGCAAUUCCACAUCCUUCUCCCAUUUAUAGAAUCAUUAAAUGUGCAUCGAGUGGAAGGAAUGUACACCAAGCUAUAUCUUCUGAUGGGUCCCAACACGAUUCCUUCUUGCUAAAUAUGGUUAAGGACAUGAUGCGGAGCCUGAGAUCUUUAGCUAUUUUUCUAGCUGAACAGCCUAGCCAACUCAAAUACAUAGAGUGGCCUACUUUCCAAGACACGUGGAAGACUGCUACUCUUACCCUUGUGCUCAUGGCCUUGCUGAUAGUUGCAUUAUCCACGGUGGACUCUUCUCUCUGUUAUGUAUUGACUCUGUUGCUGAGAAGAGCUGCAUAAUAUCAGCAGCGGGCUAAGACUGCAAUGAAGUUCAUCGGUAUGAGGUGAGCCAGAAGGGGAUCAUUCUGGGAUGUACACUGUUGAGAGAUGCUAUUGAUCUCAUAUUACCAUCUCUUUUUUCUCUCUAACAGGCUAUUUGAAUGUAAUGCCUUAAGUUUCCUGCACUAUUUAUUUUUCAAAUAUCUUAAUCGAAAAAUUGUAUUAUUCUGAAUAAAUUUUAUUUUUUUUGUGUCUAAUAAAUUGAAUAGAUUACUUGA